Encephalitozoon hellem ATCC 50504 is the source of this 1929-nucleotide messenger RNA. RefSeq names its product trehalase. Gene Ontology annotation, molecular function: alpha,alpha-trehalase activity. The record is from RefSeq and is a predicted model, not a curated record. The transcript has a single exon. The coding region runs from base 1 to 1929 and encodes 642 amino acids. Lineage: Eukaryota; Fungi; Microsporidia; Unikaryonidae. Gene Ontology annotation, biological process: trehalose catabolic process.
AUGAGGUCUGUUUAUUCGAUAAAGUGGGCUCUCAUGAUUCUUACGGUGUGUGCUGCGCCACCAAAAAAAAUCCCUAGAACUUCAGAUGAAGAACCCCAUACAAGUUCCAAAAUUACAGGCGAGAUUCUCCAUACUAGCCCAGAGCUUCUUGAAGCUUCAUUUAGGUGUAAAAUUGCAAGAGAUAGCAAGUCUCUGGUUGACAGAGUCUUUACUAAGUCUCCAGAGGAGAUUAAUGAUCUAAUAAUUCAAAUGCUGAAAGAGGGAAGAGACUUUUCUGGAGAACAGGAUUUUUGGAGCUUUGUGGACAAGCAUAGCUUUGUACCUGGAGCAGAGCUUGCCCUCGCCAGAGAUGAUGAAAGUCUUCGAAAAGAAAUUCCAUCUGAGGAUCCGGAGUAUGUAGUAAAGCUUUAUGAAGGCCUAGAUCCCAGUGGUCCUUUAUACCAAAAUAAUACAUACAUUCAAGGCGUGGAAAACUUGGUCAGAAUUGGAAAAAUACUCAAUAGCGAGUGGGAGAAUAUUUACGUGAGGCAACUUGAUGAUGAGGAAGGCUAUCAUACAACUAUGAUAAAAAUCAAAAAUCCAUUUGUGAUUCCCGGAGAUAGAUUUAAGGAGGCCUAUUAUUGGGACAGCUAUUGGGUUAUAGAGGGCCUGGUUAGAAACGGAAUGGGAAAAGUUGCCAAGGAUAUGGUUGAGAACUUUAUACUCCUAAUAGAGAAGUACGGAUUUAUUCCAAAUGGGCUUAGGAAGUACUAUCUGAACAGAAGCCAGCCUCCAUAUUUUCCCCAGAUGCUUCUUACAAUUUAUAGACAUCUUCCAUGGAAAGACGUGGAAGAAAUAAUAAGAAGAGGACUAAAUGCAGCAGUUACCGAAUAUGAGUUUUUCAUGAGAGAAAAGUCAGAAAGUAUCGUAAAGGAUGGGAAAACAUACGUCCUCAAUGUCUACAAGGUCGGUGAUUGCACACCAAGGGCAGAAUCCUACAGUGAAGAUAGAAUAACGGCUGAGGAAAACAAGGCUAGGGCAGAAAAAUAUAGAAGAAGAAGUGGAGACAUUUAUUCAGAACUCAAGGCUGGUGCAGAAUCUGGGUGGGACUUCUCAUCCAGGUGGCUGGGCAUCCAUGGCCAUCUUGAUUCUAUAAGAACCUCCAAAAGGGUUCCUGCAGAUCUAAAUGCGAUGAUGUACGCUAACGAAUGUAUAAUUUCAAAGCUGUAUGAAAUAAUUGAGGGUAAAGAGUCAAAAAAUUCACAAGAUUUUAAAAGGAAAAGCGAAGAGAGAGUUGAUGCAAUUAAUAGUGUUUUAUGGUGCGAUCGAGAGGGGGUAUGGAACGAUUAUGAUCUAGAAACAGGGGAGCACACAUCAUCCGGAUUCUACGCUUCAAAUUUAAUGCCGAUGUGCUAUGGAAUUAGUCCUCCAAAAGAUAAAGGUGUAACUGUCUAUAGUAUUCUGAAUAUGUUUGUAGAGGAUAUGUUUGGGCAUUCCGGAGGAAUGCCGGUGAGUGGGGCUAAAAAUAAGAACAGUACCUUACAAUGGGACUAUCCAAAUGUAUGGCCUCCACUUGUGCAUGUGGUAACACUAUUUUUAGAGAGGAUAGGUGAGCGUGAAAUGGCAUUGCACAUGGCUAGGUCUCUUGUUCAAAACAUAUCCAUUUCUACUUCCGUUACUGAUGAAGAAAAGAGGGGUAUUUUCGAGAAAUACAGUUGUGAAAAUCCUGGGAGUCCCGGAUACAAGGGAGAGUAUACAGCGCAAAGGGGAUUCGGGUGGACUAAUGGCGCUGUUAUUCAUUUCAUAGACACUUUUGGCUUAGAGUUAGUUGCCAACAAAACCCAUGAAGAGUCAUACAAAUCUAUCAGAGCCUUUCUAGCAACGAAAGCUGCUAGUGAAGAGGUUCCUGAAAAGCACACACCGGAAAGCUGCCUUCUUUUGGAUUUCUAG